Rotaria sordida is the source of this 1500-nucleotide messenger RNA. The record is from the annotation of a GenBank genome assembly. Lineage: Eukaryota; Metazoa; Rotifera; Eurotatoria; Philodinida; Philodinidae.
AUGUCUUAUACAAUUGUUGAAACUUUAAGAGAAUUUUGGUAUAAAUGGCGUUCAUCACGUGUACUUAUUUUAUUUAUUGUCUUUGUUGCUUUAUUUCUUGAUAAUAUGCUCUUAACUACAGUCGUACCUAUUAUUCCUGAUUAUCUUUAUCGUCUUCAACAUCCAAAAGGAACAAUCGAUGAUACAUAUAAAUUUUUAGCUAAAAAUUGUUCAAAUAGAGAAAUUUUUCGAAAUCGAAAUUAUUUUGUUCGACAUCCAUCUGAAUUUCGAGCUGUACUUGCUACAACAUGUGAUUGGAGUGUUAGUUGGGCUAUGAAUAAAACAGAAAUCGAAAAUAAACAACGAACAAUCAGUUUAGAACGUGAAAAUCGAUGGAUUGGAGUGAUGUUUGCAUCAAAAGCUUUUGUUCAAUUAAUAGUAAAUCCAUUUGUUGGACCAUUAACAAAUCGAAUUGGUUAUAGUAUUCCAAUGUUUUCAGGAUUUGUUAUCAUGUUUGUAUCAACUCUUACAUUUGCUUUAAGUAAAAGUUUUGGUCUAUUAUUUCUUGCUCGAGCAAUACAAGGUGUUGGAUCUGCUUGUUCUAGUGUAUCAGGUCUUGGAAUGUUGGCUGAUCGUUAUCCGGAUGAUGAAGAACGAGGUAAAGCAAUGGGAACUGCAUUAGGUGGAUUGGCACUUGGUGUUUUAGUUGGUCCACCAUUUGGAGGAUUUAUGUAUGAAUUUGUAGGCAAAGCAUCACCAUUUUUAGUUUUAGCAGCGUUAGGUUUAUUCGAUGGCUUAUUACAAUUAACAGUAUUACAACCUGCUGUAUCCAGUGAACCGGUAGAAGGCGCUUCACUUCGAACACUUAUUAAAGAUCCAUAUAUUCUUCUUGCAGCUGGUGCAAUUUCAUUUGGUAAUGUUGGUAUUGCAAUGUUAGAACCUUCAUUACCAAUCUGGAUGAUGUCAACAAUGGGUGCAAGUGAAUUUCAACAAGGAGCUGCAUUUUUACCUGCUUCUAUUUCGUAUUUAAUUGGCACAAAUUUAUUUGGUCCAAUGGCUCAUAGAAUAGGAAGAUGGUUAUGUUGUAUGAUUGGUAUGUUUCUUAUAUCGGUUGCUUUAGUUGGUGUACCAAUGGCUAAAAGUAUUUAUGGUUUAAUUAUUCCAAAUGGUAUUCUGGGUUUUGCUAUUGGUAUGGUUGAUUCAUCAAUGAUGCCAACAAUGGGUUAUUUAGUUGAUAUUCGUCAUGCAUCCGUUUAUGGUAGUGUUUAUGCUAUUGCUGAUGUUGCAUUUUGUCUUGGUUUUGCCAUAGGUCCGGCUGCAAGUGGUUUUAUAGUACAAGCAGUUGGUUUUCGUGGUAUGCUCUAUAUUAUUUCAUUUAUUGGUUUUUGCUAUGCGCCAUUGAUGUUUUAUCUACGAAAUCCACCAGCAAAAGGUGAAAAAAUGUCAUUAAUUAUGAAUGAAAAUCAUAAUGCAUUUUCUUAUACACGCAGCAAAUCUCUUGACAAUGAAAAUGGUUAUUGA